AUGAACGCGGUAGUAAUACUCGCGUUGGUUAUCGCCGCAGCGGCCGAGCCGCAGUACAAUUCAUUCAAUCCAUUCCCCGCGGUAUCGCAAUCACAAUCACAACCUGGUUACAACUAUCAACAACCGCAAAUACGACAACAACCUGGUUUCAACUACCAACAACCACAAUUUGGUUUUAAUUAUCAACAACUGCAACCUGGUUACAAUUAUCAGCAACCUCAAAGGCCACACCCAGUUUAUAUCUUCCCACAACCGCAGCCUGGAUUUAACUAUCCUCAACCACAACCGCUUUCGCAACCACAACCCCAGUUACAAUUUGGUUACAACUAUCCACAACCACAACCCCAACCACAACCGCAACCGCAACCUCAACCGCAACCUCAACCGCAACCUCAACCGCAACCUCAACCGCAACCUCAACCGCAACCUCAACCGCAACCUCAACCUAUUUAUCCUAUCGAUGUAAGAUCACAAGCCCGUGUUCUACCGCAACCACAACCCCAGCCACAACCUGGUUACAACUAUCCACAACCACAACCGCAACCACAACCUGAACCUAUUUACCCUAUCGAUGUAAGAUCACCAGCCCGAGUUCAGCCCGUACCAACAGCACAAACGAUUACCGUCACACAAUCCCAACCAACCUCCCAACCACAGUUGCAAUCAUCACCGCAAUCACUUUUCUUAUCACAACCAGAAUCAACUUUGCAGCCGGAACUGCAAUCUUCCACACAACCGCAAUCAUCGCCGCAACCACUAUCGUCACCGCAACCGCAACCACUUUUUAUAUCACAACCGCUGUCAACCUCCCAACCAGAAUUGCAAUCAUCUACGCAAACACAACCAACAUCUUUUCCGCAAACAAUAUCUUCAUUUAGCCCCGCAUCAUCUUCCCAAACCACUCCUGUGUUAAUAUCACGACCUCAAACAUCACCGCAGCCAUCAACACAGUCUUCACCCCAACCGUCUCCACAACCACUUUCAAUAGCUGAAGCCAGUCCAUCUUAUGACCCUCCUCAACCACAAUCUUCUCCACAACCACAAUCUACCACACAAUCACAGCCAACCCCACAGCCUACCGCAAUACCACUUCCUAGAUCUUCUUAUGGUCCACCACCACUACUUCCUCAACCGCAACCAACCCCCCAACUGCAGCCAAUAUCACAGUCGCAACCAAUGACACAAUCACAACCAAUACUACAGUCGCAACCUAUACCCCAACCGCAACAAAUAUCCCAACAGCAAUUAAUACCUCAACAGCAAUUAAUACCCCAGCCGCAAUUAAUAACUCAACCUCGUACAGCUUUUGGAGCAUCCACACCGAUUCGUAACCUUACUCCUUUAAAUCCGCAACAACCUUUUUACCAACCUAGUCUUCAGUACCAGCAAGCGCCUAUUCAAUAUUACCAACAACAGCAACAACAGAAUCAGGCAUUCACUUCUCAGCAACGAUCACAGUUUAACGCGCAAUUUUUGUCACAACCAGUACAAUCGAUUCCACAAUUAUCGAGUUACCAGGCUGACUUUAGCCAAUACAAUCCCCAAAGACAAGCUUUUAAUGGCCCACUAGAUGAUACAGUUAUAUCUAGAGUACAAAAUAUCUUGAGAGAUAACGAACAAUCUUUAGCUAAAAAUGCAGGAUAUCAGUCGGUAGUGUCAGGAGUAGCCUUGGGUAAUGCUCAACCUAGCCUUGAAAUCUUAUCAUUUGUACAAAAUUCUCCUGUGCCUAGAAACCAAAAUUUGCAGUUGCUAUCACAGGGAUCCUCAAGUGCUUCAGCAUUUCAAGGCAGUCAAUCUAUAGGUUCGAGCAGCAAUGUUGGUUUCUUACGACGAACCCCACCAGCUACCUCGUAUGGGGUACCAAAUUAA
This is a messenger RNA of Maniola jurtina (meadow brown), 1869 nucleotides long. RefSeq names its product tyrosine-protein phosphatase non-receptor type 23-like. Bases 1 to 1869 code for a protein of 622 amino acids. The record is from RefSeq and is a predicted model, not a curated record. Lineage: Eukaryota; Metazoa; Arthropoda; Insecta; Lepidoptera; Nymphalidae. The transcript has 2 exons.